Messenger RNA from Macrobrachium nipponense, 1196 nucleotides. RefSeq names its product C-type mannose receptor 2-like. The record is from RefSeq and is a predicted model, not a curated record. Bases 97 to 1050 code for a protein of 317 amino acids. Lineage: Eukaryota; Metazoa; Arthropoda; Malacostraca; Decapoda; Palaemonidae. The transcript has 7 exons.
CGCUCUUGCUAUGUCCACUGCGCUCACAAAUCUUCAAGCACUUAGGCAAGCGCGCGAGUUUGCAGACGGUAAACAAUUAUAGAGACGUCCAGAGUCAUGUUGCUGCUUUUCCUGACCUUUUCCGUGGGGUUGGCCCUUGCAGGAAGUUCGAACAGCAAUGUUGUGUGUACUGCACCAUUCAGGGCCAUAGGGCCCCGCUGCCUUCUUAUAGACACCGCUAUCAUCGGCCCCUGGGACGAAGUUCGUCAGUUCUGCCACGGGAUCAAAGGAGAACUAGUGAACAUGCACGAUGCAAACACCCUUCACGACAUUUUCCUCUUCAUCAAGGAGAAUCCCAUUCUCGAUUCGGAGAGUUACUGGAUCGGUUCUUACGACAUCCUGGACGAGGGCAAAUGGGUAUGGUCUUACAACAACACAAGAGUCCACAUGAACACGCCCCUGUGGGGUGUUCAGGCAGGGCACCAGGAGCCAACGGGAGGCACCUACGAAAACUGCGCCGUCCUCAAUACAGAAUACUUUUACUACGUUUUCGAUGAAAACUGCGAUGCAUCGAAUGCGGCAAUUUGUGCUGCUACCAAUAAUGACGUUGCGGAAAAGCCUGUAGAUGAAGACAAGAAGAUUAGUUCACCGAACAGAGAGUGUCCUCCGCCCUUCACCAUGAUCGGCAAUCUCUGUCUCCUGGUCGAUGCAGUGAAAGAAAACCCCUGGUCUGACCAACAGACGAUCUGCAAUGCCCUCGGAGGUCACAUGGCCAAGAUAGAGGAUGCCAAUGACUUGGGCGAUCUCUACGACUAUCUCAUCAGCAACGAGGUGAACGUCGACUUAUGGCUCGGAGGCUCUGACUAUAUAUUGGAAGACACGUGGGUGUGGGAAGAUGGCGCCAGUGUUCCCAUGGGUACGCCCUUUUGGGGAGCGGCGAGUAGUUCAGUACAGGAGCCUGCCGGAGGCCUCUAUGAGAACUGCCUCGCCCUCGCCAGGGAUGACUUCUUCUUCUUCCACGAUGACCAGUGUGACCGCGGGAAAGGAGUUCUUUGCCAGUAUGAUAUCUAGCAAGCUUUGGCUUUCUUUCUUUCCGUUUUUUCGUUUCGCACGAAAGGAAUGGCAUUACAUUAAUUGUGAAGAAAAUGUCUUCAAUUUUGUGCCUGUUAAAUGAGUAGAUAUGCAGCAUAUUGUAUGUAUUAAACAACUAAACGACA